UCAUCACGAAGUUUGCCAUUUUCGUUGGCAUCCCCGUUUCCGAGUUACUAUCGUGUAACUCUUUUCUCCGAGUCACAACCAUGGCCCAAGGCAUUCUAGUUGCCCCAGGGCAAGUCCUAGGAAACCCAAAGACAGAAAAAGCUGGGCCAAACACCCAUAUACAAAAUGGGCAAAUUUGCGCCUCUGUUUUCGGUCUGGCAGAUCACAACCAAGCACCAACUCAAGAUACCAACAGUACUCCGGUGAAGACCACGGCGAAGACCACAGAUCGUGCGACGGUCUCUGUAACGACCACGACCUCAUCCAUCAACCCCAUUUCGCCAACAAUCAACUCCAUCGUUCUGGCCCGAGUCACUCGUCUGACCCUUAAGCAAGCGACCGUUUCGAUCUUGGCCAUCUCACCCUCGGACUCCGCAGCCUCCUCCUCCCUCGCCGUCUGCACAACCCCUUUUAACGGGCAAAUACGACUUCAGGAUAUCCGCGCCACCGAGAAGGACAAAGUGAAGAUGCUGCAAUCUUUCCGCGUCGGCGAUAUUGUCCGCGCAAUUGUUAUUAGUCUGGGAGAUCAGGCUGCGUACUAUCUAAGUACAGCUCGAAAUGACUUGGGCGUGGUCAUGGCAUGGGCAGAUGAUGGGGAGCAGCUGGUUCCAGUCAGCUGGAAAGAGAUGGAAGGCAUGACUACAGGAAAGCGAGAGGACCGAAAAGUGGCGAAGCCCAUCUGAGCUCGCAUUUUUCAGUUGUUGUCUGUUCACCAAACUCCAGCGGUCACUGUUUCGGAGAAGCCGGCGUAAGCGAGCGCGAAGAAUGUUCGGUACAAAAGUCGAUGGAAAUGACC
This is a messenger RNA of Eremomyces bilateralis CBS 781.70, 835 nucleotides long. RefSeq lists its product as uncharacterized. The transcript has a single exon. Gene Ontology annotation, molecular function: RNA binding. Gene Ontology annotation, cellular component: cytoplasm; nuclear exosome (RNase complex). Bases 81 to 722 code for a protein of 213 amino acids. The record is from RefSeq and is a predicted model, not a curated record. NCBI's taxonomy places the organism in Eukaryota, Fungi, Ascomycota, Dothideomycetes, Eremomycetales, Eremomycetaceae. Gene Ontology annotation, biological process: RNA processing.